This is a messenger RNA of Phascolarctos cinereus (koala), 5467 nucleotides long. It is a transcript of the gene TMEM245, whose product is annotated as transmembrane protein 245. Lineage: Eukaryota; Metazoa; Chordata; Mammalia; Diprotodontia; Phascolarctidae. The record is from RefSeq and is a predicted model, not a curated record.
UUACAUAUAUAUACAUACAUACACACACACACACACACACACACAAGUAACUACAAAGUAGUUUUGGGAAGGUAGGGAGGGUACUAACAACUGGGGAGAAUCAGAACAGGCAUUUGAUCUGAGCCUUGAGGAGAGCUUUUCUACUGAUAUACUUGGAACCUUCCAAGGUUCUACUCAGAGAAUGAGUUUCCUCCCACUUAACUCUUCCUAGACUUCCAUUUUCUUUACAACAUUCCCACCACUCCUAUCCCAAAGAGGAUCUUGUGUGUCUGCUUCCUCCCUCCUCCUUUAGGCACAAUUAGUGGAACAAACAGUCCUAGAGUUUAGAGAGGACCUAAACAGCUUCAUUUUCCCCUCAAAAAUCCUCUCAUGAUUAUAUGCAAAACAAAAAAAAAUACAAAGACAGCAGUCCUUUCCUGGAUCCCCAACCCACUACAAAGGCUGUUUGAAUAUAUGUAUAUUUAUGAAAAGAGAAAGAAAAACCAAUUGGUAGGGCAGUCUACUGUUGCUUUCAGUAAAGAUUUACUAUUGGACCUCUGGUGUUGGAAUGUGUAAAAACAAGUAGGACCAGGAAUGAGGCAGUUAGCUGCUCUGCCAGAUGUUUACUUUUGGUCUUCUCAUAAGAAGCUUUAUCACAGUAGCCCCUUAAGUGAGAAAACUGGGGCUUAGUCUAAGAGAGCUGUUAAUUUAUUUUAUACCUAAACAUGGCAGUCAGGAAGUUGGGGUUUAGGGUUACCGUCGGUUUUGCUAUUGUUUAGAAUCAAAAGCCCGUGAGCUUUAAAGCUGGAACCUUACAAGUCCUGUUUUCCAAACCCCUCAUUUCGUAAAUGAGGGCACUGAAGUCCAGAAAGUGAACCAACAAAAGUUAGUUAAGUAACCAAGCCUUCGACUCCCACACCAGUCCUUUCUGAAGCCUUUGCUUACAGACCCUCAAUUUUAAUUCCUGCCUUUAUUUAAGGAUGCGUAAUUCAAAUUUUUGUUACUCUUUAACUGCUGCCUAAUCAGUUAUUCUCGACCUGUUCGACUGUUCAUUUUAGAAAAUGGGUGAAAGGUCUUUACUCGGGAUUAACACACAGCUGGUACUUCCAUCGCCUCUUCCGGACCCCAGGGUAGACCGGCAGACUAGAUCUUCCAGAAUUUCUGCAAGGUAGCUGCCCCAGGGAGUUAGUUGACACCAGGCAGGAGCGUAAAAAGCCCCAGGGCAAAAGAUACAAGGUGCCUCUAGGGAGGUGUAGUUUCAUUCCGACUCACUCAAGAAUCCCAGCGCCCGAAGAACUACAAGUCCCAUGAACCCCCGCGCCCUCCGUGGGGCCAAUACCGUUUCCCGCACCUUCUCCAUAGCUCCCCCGCCGGCGAGCGAGGCGGCGGCACCAUGGCUGACAGCCUGGGCGCUGCGGCCAAGGCGCCCUCGGGCUCUUCCAGUCCUGCCCAGCUAUCGCCGCGGGGAGAGGAUAGCGAGACGGGGGCAGCAGUGGCUCGGGCUCCCGGAGGCGCCAACCGAGGGGCAGUGGCCAGGGAUCCGCCGCCGCUACCGCUGCCGCUGCGGGAAGGUCCAACGAGGGCCCCCGCGCCCGCGCCUGGGGAGGCGGGGGGCGGGGUCCCCCCGGUGGGGCUGGCGCUGCGCUUCGACAAGCCCAUCAAGCAGGCCUUCUACAACACGGGCGCUGUGCUGUUCGUGUGCCUGUGCUGCGGCGCCGCCGUGCUCGUGUACUUCAUCCUCGAGGCCUUCCUGCGGCCGCUGCUGUGGGCCGUGCUGUGCGGCACCUUCCUGCACCCCUUCAAGAGCUCCCUCACGCGCCUGGGCCGCCGCUGGCUGCGCCGUCUGCACCGCGCGCACACGCCCAUCGUGUUGGCCGCGCUGCUACUGCCGCUCUGCUUCGCCAACUACGGCGUGGAGGCGCUGGGCGAGCAGGUGCUGCGGCGCCGCCGCCUGCUGCUGCUGCUCGGCGCGGGCGCGCCCCUGCUCUACGCCCUCUACCACCUGGGCAGCUACCUGGGCGUGCAGGUGCUGCUGGCCUACGCCUGCGUCUUCAUCCGCCAGGGGCUGGACUACUUCAACACGCUGUGGAUCUGGACGUUGGUAGUUGGCUAUGUGUUGGCUGUUUUAUUCAAGUGGAAUCCAAGUACUGAACGCUACUUGAGAGCAGUUUCAAUUCCUGUCUGGAUUAUAUUACUUUUCCAUUUAGCGUCUCUGGCUGGCUCCUGGAAGAUUCCAGUGUUCCUGGUUAUAGUUUUUCUGAUGUCUGUGGGUACUCUUUAUGAAAAGCAAAAUGAAAAAGUCUCCUCCGGGACAGAAUUACCUGGUCAGGUGAUUUCUAUUGCUGCUUCUACACUGGCCACAUUUGCCAUAUCCAUCACAGGGUAUGAGCUAGGACAAGAAGAAGUUAAUUCAACACAACAACCCACAGAAACUGCAAAUGAUGGAGAAUCCAUUUGUACAUUUCCUUCUUCUUCCACUGCCUCCUCCCCAUCUCCCACUUUGGGCAGACAGAGGCCUGAGGUUGGAACAUUUCUUAGAAAGAAGAAAACCAGUGAUGUCUACUUUGUUACCCUUGUAUGGGCCAUCAUCAUAGUCCAGAUCUGGUUGAAUUUGUGGAUUGUCCAGUUGCUUCCAGUGCCUAUUGCAGUCUGGAUACUCAAAAAACUGAUUAUACACUUUGGAGUUGUGAACUUCUUAAAGAAACGUUGCUAUGGAUGGUGGCAAGUUCUGGAAAAAUUUUUGAAGGAACGGCAAGAAGCUCUCACACCAUGGCCCAUUAUAGGGCUUGGAAAGUUCAUGUUAAAAGUUGAUAGCAAGCUCUGGCAUUGGCUUAAUAAAAAGAUGAUCGUGUGGUUGGAGAAAAUGCUGGAUAAAAUAAUCAGCAUUUUCAUCAUAUUUUUGCUAGUAAUAGGAACCCUUCUUCUGGCCCUACUCCUUACAGCAAAGGUGCAUCAAGAGAGUGUACACAUGAUUCAAGUCACAAGCAGCUUAAUCAAUGAGACUGUCGCCAACCACCCGGAAUGGGCGAAUUGGCUUCCUGAAGCUCAGGUAGUUCAAAGAGCUCUCAAUUCUGCAGCUAAUAACGUCUAUCAGUAUGGACGAGAAUGGAUAACACAUAAGCUUCAUAAGAUUUUGGGAGAUAAAGUGAAUAAUACUGCUGUGAUUGAAAAGCAAGUACUAGAACUCUGGGACAGACUGUAUCACUCUUGGUUUGUAAAGAAUAUAACACAUUCGGGAAGGCACAAAGGUCACAAGAUGUCUGUAACUCGUCAGAAUAGCUGGCUUGGAGAUAUUCUGGAUUGGCAGGAUAUUGCUUCCUUUGUUCACGAGAACAUCGAGACAUUUCUUUCUAUCCUAGAAUCUCUAUGGAUAGUGAUGAGUCGCAAUGUGAGCCUGCUUUUUACCACAGUUACAACAUUACUGACUAUUCUUUUCUAUAGUGGGACAGCCCUCCUCAAUUUUGUGCUAUCUUUGGUGAUUUUCUUGACCACACUGUUUUACUUAUUAAGUUCCAGUGAUGAAUAUUAUAAACCAGUGAAGUGGGUAAUUAGUCUGACACCACUGUCACAGCCAGGCCCUUCAUCUAACAUAGUUGGUCAAUCUGUGGAAGAAGCCAUAAGAGGUGUAUUUGAUGCUUCCCUGAAAAUGGCUGGGUUCUAUGGAUUGUAUACGUGGUUGACUCACACUAUAUUUGGAAUCAAUAUUGUCUUCAUCCCAUCAGCAUUAGCAGCAAUCCUUGGAGCAGUACCAUUUCUGGGAACGUAUUGGGCAGCAAUACCUGCAGUCCUAGACCUGUGGCUUACUCAGGGAGAAGGAUGUAAAGCCAUCUUGCUUCUAGUUUUUCAUCUCUUACCAACCUAUUUUGUAGAUACUGCAAUCUACUCUGAUAUAUCAGGAGGAGGCCAUCCUUACUUGACUGGUUUAGCAGUAGCUGGUGGAGCAUACUACCUAGGCCUAGAGGGAGCAAUCAUUGGCCCUAUACUUCUCUGCAUACUCGUAGUUGCCUCUAAUAUCUACAGUGCCAUGUUACUAAGUCCUACAAACCCCACGCCCACUCCAGGUCAAAUACUGUGUCCUCAACAGGCACAACGAAGAAUUUCUGAAGAUCCAAAAUCAUCAGAGUGAUGUCUGCACCACCUUCUUUAAGAAAUUCUCCUGUUGAAUUCAGAACAGCCAUGGGCUUCUGUUCUUCCAGCUGUAAUGAUCAAGGAAGGCCCAGUGAAGAAGCAUUUUGGGAAGAAAAUGUGUCUACUGGCCUACAUAUGGAGCACUUCAAUUUGCAAAAAAGAACAGAUGCUGCUGGUGGAUUUGUUUAUUAACAUGCAACUUUACAGCACAGAAACUUGUUGACUUAUUUUUUAGAAAAUGACCUUGAAAAGUUUUAAGUUAUGCACUGGAGUCAUAGCUGUUGCCUGCUCGAACAACCAAUGUGGAUGUUUUCCUUUGUGGUAAUCGGUUUUGUUCAAAUACCUUUGAAAAGAGCAAAAUCAUAGGUGUUUUUUCCUGAAGUGUCAAGGGAAAUGAAGGAUAUGUGUGCUUACAGUAAUUUUAAGAGCUCUAAAGUACCUGUUAUUAAAAGUGCAUAUAACAUAAUUAAUUUAUUCUGCUGUAAGAAAUUUGUUUUAAAAUAUUUCUAUAAUAACCACUUUUCCAUGAAGAGUGCUUUCAAGAAACUUAAGAGCUUCACAGCAUUCAACUGUGUGAGGAAGAAGGAUGAUAAUCUUUCCAUCUUCUUUCUCUUCCUCUUUACCAUUGUUAAAAAAAAGAACAAACUGGUAUGAAAACAGCUGACUUGGAAUUUAGAUUUUUGCUCCUAGGUGACCCAGAAAGACUUCCCCAAGGAUGAAAAUGUAGCCACAUCCCUAAUAUUGAAAUGAAGCACUUUUUUGGGCUGCUUUUGCUAGCCCUGCGAUUAUUUUUAAAAACAGGAUGUACAAUUAUGCAUUUUUCCCUAUGUUUUAAAUGGGGAUCUCAAGUAUAGUAAUGGUUUGAUUUCUAAAUCCAGAUUUUCUUCAUAUUUGAAAUUCUGUUCACAUUAUUUAUUUAUUUUUAGUAAUAAUGCCUUAAGUUUAUAAGAUACAUUUAACUUUUUAAAGCAUUGUUAUUACUGUUACUAUUUUUCAUCCACACAGAUUGAGAUAAGGUAUAGCAGGUAUUAUUGUCCUUAUUUUACAGAUAAGAAUAUUAAACUCAGGCUUCGUUUUAUGGCUGGAAGGGACCUCAAUCAUCAAAUGUUAACCCCUUGUUUUUAAAAAUGAGGAAACUGAGGUCCAGAAUAGUUUAAUGACAUGCCCAGCCUCUCAUAUGUGGUAAAGCAAUGGUGUUGGCAUUGGAAUCCAGGUCCUCUGACAAAAAAAUCUGAAACACUUUCUGCUGCGACACACAGUGAAUGCUUCAGAAUAUGUAAUUUAAUCAAUAUGGAUACUUCCUGCAAAUUUAUAACACUUCCACAUCUUAGUCUUUAUUAAAAGAGUCUCACAAGUUAUA